This is a messenger RNA of Cyphellophora attinorum, 3888 nucleotides long. RefSeq names its product Multidrug resistance protein 1. The record is from RefSeq and is a predicted model, not a curated record. The coding region runs from base 1 to 3888 and encodes 1295 amino acids. Lineage: Eukaryota; Fungi; Ascomycota; Eurotiomycetes; Chaetothyriales; Cyphellophoraceae. Gene Ontology annotation, biological process: transmembrane transport. The transcript has 4 exons. Gene Ontology annotation, cellular component: membrane. Gene Ontology annotation, molecular function: ABC-type transporter activity; ATP binding; ATP hydrolysis activity.
AUGGCAAGCGAUGUGCCCUUGACCACAGACAUUCCAGAAAAGCACUCGGAGGAUAAACCCGUCGAGGAUGCCGAGAAGUCCAAAGAUGAAGCAAAGAAGCCGCCAUUGAAAAACUUCGCCCGUAUUCUGUCCUAUGGAUCAAGGGUUGACCAUCUCUUCAUGAUCGCAGCGCUGUGUACUGCGGCAGCAUCCGGAGUCCUCCUUCCGUUGAUGCAGAUUGUGUUUGGUAAUCUAGUGGGCGAGUUCAACAACUACUUUACUCCUGAUCGUUCAACUUCGAAAGCAGACUUCGAUGAUACCAUCGACCGCAUGGCGCUAUAUCUAUUCCUUCUCUUCAUUGGCAAAUUUGUCUUCUGCUACAUCGCGCUAUUUUCCUUUCAUACCGUCGGUCUACGCAUAUCGGCUGGAAUUCGUCUCUCGUACAUGAAAGCUCUUUUCGCCCAACCGAUAGCAAAGCUUGAUCUAGUGUCUGCUGGUACAGUGUCCAACACAAUCACAUCGUCAGCAAAUGCUAUACAAGUCAGCAUCUCGGAUCGGCUGGUCUACCUCUUUCAGGGUCUGGCUCUGAUAAUCGCCGCCUACGCGGUCGCUUUCAGCUACUCGUGGAGUCUGACCUUGGUCGCGAGCUCAGCGAUUAUCUUCAUCCUCGUUGUGUACAGCGUGACCACGCCAUAUGCGCUCAAAGCACAGGCCGUUGUUGACAAGUCGGACGAGAAACAUGCCACCAUCGCAGGAGAGAUAUUCUCCUCCAUUCGGACUGUGUUCUCCCUAGGUGCAGAAAAGUCUCUCUCGGACCGGUACAUUACGGCUGUGAACGAGUCCGAGCGAGCGAUGGCCAAAAUGGCACCCUGGUACGGCAUCCAGCUCGGUCCCGCAUUCUUUGCGUUGUACAGCGCAUUCGCACUAUCAUUCUGGGUCGGGCUGAAAUUCUACGCCCAAGGCAUCAUUCCCAAUGUGAACUCCGUGGUCAUCACCUUCUUCUCCGUACUCAUCAUUGUGUCGAUACUCGGAAGCAUCGUUCAGCCAAUAAUGAACAUCUUCAAAGCCAUCAGUGCCUCGACAUCAUUCUUCGAGAUCAUCGAUGCCGAGAAACCAGAUGUUUCCGGCUUGUCGGCACCUGAAGUCUCGUCACACGAGGACAUUGAGCUACGUGGGGUCGCAUUUGCCUAUCCGUCUCGGCCGAGUGUUCAUGUCCUCAGAGGGCUCGAUGUCAAGUUUGAGAAGGGAAAGACCACCGCCAUCGUUGGCCCAUCAGGCUCUGGCAAGAGCACAAUUGUCGGACUUCUUCAACGAUGGUAUGGUCUUGAUCACAACGUUCUUACGGAGAAGCCGACCACCCCUUCAGAUGCUGGUGAAAAGCCGAGCGUCCAGAACUCAGGUUCAGUAUUUUGCGGUCAGCACAACAUUAAUGCGUUUGACCUCAAAUGGUGGAGAUCUCAGGUUGGCCUUGUUCAGCAAGAACCAUUUCUGUUCAACGACAGCAUUGUUGCCAACGUCUCGUUCGGACUUCUCGGAACGCAAUGGGAGAGCUGCUCUGCCGAAGAAAAGCUCGAACUUGUUAAGAGUGCUUGCAAGGAAGCCUUUGCAGAUGAGUUUGUGGAGAGACUGCCCAAAGGAUACGAUACCAUAGUAGGAGAAUCGGGCAUCAAGCUAUCUGGCGGACAACGUCAGCGCCUUGCUAUUGCCCGGAGCAUCAUUCGGCGUCCAGCGAUACUGAUCUUGGACGAGGCAACAUCGGCCAUCGAUGUGCGCAGUGAAGCUAUUGUUCAGAAAGCGCUUGACCAAGUCAGCAAGGAUCGAACCACAAUCGUGAUUGCACACAGACUGGCAACGAUCCAAAAGGCUGACCACAUCAUCGUCCUAAGACACGGCACAAAAGCCGAGGAGGGGACGCACGACGAGCUGCUCAGACUCGAUGACGGAGUCUACAGUGGGCUCGUCCAUGCACAACGCAUACAAGAAGAUGCCGUCGACAAUGACCUGGACGAGAGUGUAAUCGCCAAGCCAGAAUUACUGCGCAGACAGACCACGGCUGGUCACAGCUUCGUGAUGCCCGACGCACAGCUCGAGUCCUCAUCAUACAGGCCUAUCGGCUUCCUUCAGACCAUCGGCUCGACCAUCGUUGGACAGAAGGUCAGAUGGUAUCUUCUCGUCCUUGUGGUUAUUGGUGCUAUGGGAGCAGGUGCCUCCUUCGCUCUACAGAGCUGGUAUUUCGCAAAAUUGAUUGAGGUCUUCACUUUCACCGGCCAGAGACUUGCCGACCAAAGGGACUUCUGGAGCUUGAUGUUCUUCAUCCUGGCUAUAGCCAAUGCACUGUGUUAUCAAGCAUUGGGGCACUCUUCCGGCAUUCUUCAAAGUCACGCCACGUCAUCCGCGCGAAGGGACUACUUUACGAACAUGAUCCGACAACCGAUACCCUUCUUUGAUGGUGAGGAAAACUCCUCAGGCUCUGUCAUGGCGAAGCUGAACACCAAUCCGAAAACGCUCGGCGAGAUCCUUGGACUCAACGGCUCCUUCCCAUCCAUUUCGAUCUUCAACGUCGUUUCUUGUAUCAUCAUAAGCUUCUACUUUGGCUGGAAGCUCACCGUCGUGGUACUUUUCUCCGCAAUGCCGAUUCUUCUCAUAUGUCAGUUCUUUAAGGUGCGAAACGAGUACUACUACGAUCAGAUGAGCGCCAAAGUCUUCGCAGGCAGCUCCUCGUUUGCCACGGAGGCCGUCGGAGCAAUCCGAACUGUGUCUUCGCUGACCAUGGAAGACACAAUCAUCGAGAAGUACUCCAAGCUGCUGUCGGAUCAAGUCGCAAAGUCCGCUCGUCGGGCGACAUGGGCGAUGCUCAUCAGUGCUUUCUGCGACAGCUGUGAGCUAGCUGCCGUGGCUCUAGCCUUUUGGUACGGCGGAAGACUUCUCGGCACGCGCGAAUACAAUCCCACACAAUUUUUCGUCAUCUACGUCGCCAUCAUCCAAGGCUCCCUCGCCGCCGGCCAGUUCUUCUCGGGUGCUCCUAGCAUCGCACGAGCCACGCAAGCUGCUAACGAGAUUCGCAAAUUACGAACCCUCAACCGUGUCAACGAAGACGAAAAUCAAGCCGACCAGAAUCAGCUCAACAGCAACCUCGGCGCCACCAUCGACAUCUCGGAUGUCGCCUUCACCUACCCAACGCGUGAUAUCCCCCUCUUCAAGAACCUCUCGGUCAGCAUCCCAGCCGGCUCCUUCGCCGCCUUCGUUGGGCCCUCGGGCUGCGGCAAAACAUCCGUCAUCUCCCUCCUCGAACGCUUCUACGAGCCCCUCGCCGGCACCAUCACCUUCAACACUAUCCCCAUCAACUCGAUCCCAGUGAAAGCAUAUCGUAAGCAUAUCUCCCUCGUCGCCCAAGAACCCCGCUUGUUCAGCGGCAGUAUCCGCGAGAACCUCGUUCUCAGCAUGGAUGACCCCACGACUGUGCCAGACGACCAAAUCCACCAAGCCUGCCGCGAUGCCGAAAUCCACGACUUCAUCAUCUCCCUGCCAGAGGGCUACAACACGCAACUGGGCCAGUCCAGCAACACGGCUCUAUCCGGCGGGCAGAAACAGCGACUAUGUCUUGCGCGAGCGCUCCUGCGUCGACCCAAGCUCCUACUCCUCGACGAAGCAACAUCCUCGCUUGACAGUCAGUCCGAAAAACUCGUACAGCAGGCAAUCGAGCGACUGGUGGGCUCGGGCCGGGAGAUGACGGUGAUUGCGGUAGCACACCGGCUUGCAACGGUGCAGAAGGCGGAUGUGAUUUUUGUGUUUGGGGAGAGUGAGAAGGGGAAUGGGGCGAGGAUUGUGGAGCAUGGGAGUCAUGGAGAGUUGAUGAGGAGGAAAGGGGCGUAUUAUCAGAUGGUUAUGGCGCAGGCGUUGGAUCGGUGA